Oncorhynchus kisutch (coho salmon) is the source of this 2875-nucleotide messenger RNA. RefSeq lists its product as uncharacterized. The record is from RefSeq and is a predicted model, not a curated record. Lineage: Eukaryota; Metazoa; Chordata; Actinopteri; Salmoniformes; Salmonidae. Gene Ontology annotation, cellular component: ciliary basal body. Gene Ontology annotation, molecular function: protein binding. The coding region runs from base 1594 to 2487 and encodes 297 amino acids. The transcript is spliced from 10 exons. Gene Ontology annotation, biological process: motile cilium assembly.
GUAUGGUAGAAUAUCUGCAGAAUCGCCAGUCCGAGGACAUCACUGAGAGGAUGAGGUCCAAGGAGAAGAGUCAAGAGAGCCACGACGAGGAGGAUGGAGUAGAAUCUUUCAAAUCCAAAGGCAAAAAAACAAGAGAAUAAAACAAGGUGGGUGAAAAGAGAAAACAUUCACCGGGUCAUACAACCUGCAUUAUGAACCGUUAGGAAUAAUGUGGCUACGCUGUAAACAUUCACCGGGUCAUACAACCUGCAUUAUGAACCGUUAGGAAUAAUGUGGCUACGCUGUAAACAUUCACCGGGUCAUACAACCUGCAUUAUGAACCGUUAGGAAUAAUGUGGCUACGCUGUAAACAUUCACCGGGUCAUACAACCUGCAUUAUGAACCGUUAGGAAUAAUGUGGCUACGCUGUAAACAUUCACCGGGUCAUACAACCUGCAUUAUGAACCGUUAGGAAUAAUGUGGCUACGCUGUAAACAUUCACCGGGUCAUACAACCUGCAUUAUGAACCGUUAGGAAUAAUGUGGCUACGCUGUAAACAUUCACCGGGUCAUACAACCUGCAUUAUGAACCGUUAGGAAUAAUGUGGCUACGCUGUAAACAUUCACCGGGUCAUACAACCUGCAUUAUGAACCGUUAGGAAUAAUGUGGCUACGCUGUAAACAUUCACCGGGUCAUACAACCUGCAUUAUGAACCGUUAGGAAUAAUGUGGCUACGCUGUAAACAUUCACCGGGUCAUACAACCUGCAUUAUGAACCGUUAGGAAUAAUGUGGCUACGCUGUAAACAUUCACCGGGUCAUACAACCUGCAUUAUGAACCGUUAGGAAUAAUGUGGCUACGCUGUAAACAUUCACCGGGUCAUACAACCUGCAUUAUGAACCGUUAGGAAUAAUGUGGCUACGCUGUAAACAUUCACCGGGUCAUACAACCUGCAUUAUGAACCGUUAGGAAUAAUGUGGCUACGCUGUAAACAUUCACCGGGUCAUACAACCUGCAUUAUCUGUUUCUACACCACCGUUCCCUGAAGGUUGUGGGUACUAACUGAGUGCGGCAUAUCGACAGUAAACUGCAUCCACAGCUGUUCUGUCCUCCUCCCCGGAGCAAGAGUCGAGACAAGACCAUGGAGGUGGUAGACUGCUGGAGGAGAUACCCCCCGUAACAGAUACGCAUCCACCCUUUACAUCACUGCAAAAGGCCUUAAACUACCCGAUCAUGUACAUCUCUGCUUUAACAAAACUACCAUUACUAUGUAGUAGUAGUAGUAGUAGUAGUAGUAGUAGUAGUAGUAGUAGUAGUAGUAGUAGUAGUAGUAGUAGUAGUAUGGAGGGGAAUCUCUGUUGUAAGCAUCAUGUUCUAUCUCUGUUUCCAUGUUUUAGUAUCUAACAGUAUCCAACUGCUUCCCAACUCAAGUGUUGUCCAAUUGUUCUUCUCAAGUCGUGAUGGUGUGCAUGAUCCCCAAUAAGCCCAUGCUGUCGUUCCGUGGUGGUCAGAUGGGUUGUUUUACCGUGCGCUUCUCCCACAACGGCAGGAGGCCGGCUGCUGCAUGUGCUGACAGAGAUGCUUUCCCCAUCAUAGUUUGAGAUUCCUUCAGAAAAUGUGUUGGCUGCCUUCAACGGCUACCAGAUCUCUGCUGGUCCAGAGACGACCAGAGUCUGCUGUCUACCUCCUGACGGCACCUCAAAAACACCCUGCCUGGGAAAGAGAGAUGGACCUGAACUCGAUCCUGCCUUCUCCGUCCCUCCUGCCACCACAUUCCAAACUGCAGCUGGUUGGUUCCCUUGGAGCUCAGUUCAUCCCCCAGUCAACCCUCACCUCCCAGAACCCUAGUUUCACCCCAGUGGGCGAGCGUCUAGGAAGAGCUCCAUCUCGCAGGCUACAGACCAAGUUAUCUGAUCAUCUGUCUACAGCCAAUAGAGUAGAAGCAGAUUCUUUGGUACCAGUUCAUCAAACGGUUUUCUCUUUGUAUGACUACAGUGCCCACCGGUCAGAUGAGUUAACUGUACCGUGUGGUGACGCCAUCCGUGUGCUCUACAAAGACAACAGGUGGUUUGGACAUCAUGGAUACCUCCCAGCUACCUAUGUUGUGGAAGAACGGGAUUACAACGAGGAGCUGUCUCGUGCCCUAGAGGCCCAGUCUGCCCUGUCUGAACGGACUGACCUAUCAGUCCCUCUGUCUGAACGGACUGACCAAUCAGAUGAGAGGUUGACGCCUACCAAGGUGUCUGCUACCGUUGUCUCUGGAGAACUCAAGUUCAUUUCUGAGCUGGACACAGACCCUGAGCAGCCUGCUGCCACCAAAGUGAAGAAGAAAACAAAGAAGUUAGUGAAGAAGUUCAAAGCUCCGUCAUCCCCACCAGCCACAUCCUCUGACCCUGAUGUCCCAGAAUCAUCAUCUACCAAGAGGAAAACCAAGGCUGCAGACAGCAAACCACUGACCCCCAGCCCCAGGAGAGGACAGUCCAAUAGCGCCUUCGAGCCUGAUACCUAGACCCAUGGAUCUAUGGUUAAGAGUACACUAACAGUAAAGAGUUUUAACGCUAAAUUCCUCUUUGAACAGAAGAUAACAAGUAUGUUUAUAAGGAAACUAUCCUGUAAAGCUUAAACGUAUUGCUUUUUUCACUAAUAUGUUUUAAAUGAUGUCUGUAUACAGUGCCCUCGGAAAAGUAUUCAGACCCCUUGACUUUUUGCACAUUUUGUUACUUUACAGCCUUAUUCUAAAAUGUAUUAAAUCGUUUAUUUCCCCUCAUGAAUCUACACGCGAUACCCCAUAAUGACUAAGCAAAAACAGGUUUUUAAAAAUGUUUGCUAAUUUAUAAAAAAUAAUCAACUGAAAUAUCACAUUUACAUAAGUAUUCAGACCCUUUACUCAAUACUUU